Messenger RNA from Ictalurus punctatus (channel catfish), 3437 nucleotides. It is a transcript of the gene myd88, whose product is annotated as MYD88 innate immune signal transduction adaptor. Gene Ontology annotation, molecular function: TIR domain binding; Toll-like receptor binding. The record is from RefSeq and is a predicted model, not a curated record. Gene Ontology annotation, cellular component: plasma membrane. Gene Ontology annotation, biological process: defense response to Gram-positive bacterium; positive regulation of canonical NF-kappaB signal transduction; Toll signaling pathway. The coding region runs from base 186 to 1025 and encodes 279 amino acids. Lineage: Eukaryota; Metazoa; Chordata; Actinopteri; Siluriformes; Ictaluridae. The transcript has 5 exons.
AGAUAAACUUAGUAAGCCAAUAAAGUAUGUACGCCGUUUAUUCAGCUUAGUCUUUUUUAUUUUUAUUUACAUUGUUGUCUGAAAUGAGUUAAAAGUAGCAAUUUGUCGGUUUUUACCACCGUAAGGGAAGUUCUUAAUUAAAAAAAAAAAACCAAAAAGUUUGAUACACUUGUUUGUGACGCAUCAUGUCGGAGAGUUCAUCUUCAUGCAUUGACUACGAGUCGAUUCCAGCCAUCGCUCUGAACUACAGCGUGAGAAAAAGACUGGCUUUGUAUUUAAACCCCACGAACACGGUGGCAGCAGACUGGACCGAAAUCGCCGAGAAAAUGGAGUUCACCUACCUGGAGAUUAAAAACUACGAGAAGAGAGAGAACCCCACCCGGAAGCUGCUGGAGGAAUGGCAGACCCGAGCUGGGGCCACGGUGGGCAAACUGCUGUCCUUCCUGGAGCAGGCAGAGAGGAAAGACAUCAUCUUAGACCUGCAGCAACUUAUAGAUGACGACUGCAGGAAGUAUUUAGAGAGGCAAAAGGAGCUUCCUGUUCAGGUGCCCGAGGUUGACAGCGGGCACCAGGAUCGAGGCAUCACUGUAAAUGAUGGUCACGUGCCGGAGAUGUUCGACGCUUUCAUUUGCUACUGUCAGAACGACUUCCAGUUUGUCCAUGAGAUGAUCAGACAGCUGGAGCAGACCGACUACAACCUGAAGCUGUGCGUGUUUGACCGUGACGUCCUGCCCGGGACGUGUGUGUGGACCAUCACCAGCGAGCUCAUCGAGAUAAGGUGCAAGAGGAUGGUGGUCGUCAUUUCUGAUGAUUACCUGGACAGCGAUGCUUGUGACUUCCAGACUAAAUUCGCCCUCAGUCUUUGCCCAGGGGCUCGGACCAAACGGCUGAUUCCUGUGGUCUACAAGCCCAUGAAGAAGCCCUUUCCCAGCAUUCUGCGUUUCCUGACCGUGUGUGACUACACCAGGCCGUGUACACAGUCCUGGUUCUGGGUUCGACUGGCCAAAGCCCUUUCCCUUCCCUGAACACGGGUACAUCCAGCUCGCUGAGUGACACAACUGUCAUUAAUGUUUACAUGCACUGCUGCACGUCCUGGUCAUUUCUGGUUUCAGUUGUUACACAAUUAAUAAUCCGUUUCAGUAAUAAUAAUAAUCAGUAGAUGCAGAGCCUGGUUCUUUUGCUGCAAAAGUCACAGCUGUUGCCAAAUUGAUGCCUUAUUUUAGAGUGGUGUUGUUAUUGCAAAAAAUGAUGUUCAGUUCAACUAAAUGGUCGAUAUACAGUCGUGAAAAAAUAAGUACACCCCAUGAAAAUUGUUGGCUUAUUUGAUGUAUUUGGACAAGCAAACGUUUGAUCAUCUUCGAAACAGCGCCUGUUAAUGAAGUUGAUAUGCUUGAACAAAAACGGGAAAAUUUGCUUUUUCAAUCAUUUAUUCAACGGAAAUAUCAAUAGAUAUAGUGAGAUUCUUCUGUAGGAAAAGUAAGUACACACUUGGCCUCAGAAGCUAGUACUGCCCCCUUUAGCAGAAUUAACCACUUGUAGGCGUUUUGCAUAACUGUCCACCAGGCUUGCUGGGAUUUUUGACCACUCUUCCAUACAGUAUUCUUUGCUCUGACCCACAACAUUUCAAUGGGAUUCAAAUCCGGGCUUUGACUAGGACAUUUCAUAACCUGCCAUUUCUUCUUUCUGAGACAUUCCUUGGUGGAUUUGCUAGUGUGCUUCGGAUCAUUUUCCUGUUGAAAGGUCCACUUUCGGUUCAACUUUCAGACAGAUGGCCUCACAUUAUCUCAAGCACUCUUUGAUAUGAUGCAGAAUUCAUGGUUGAAUCAAUAAAUGCAAGCUGUUCAGUCCCUGAGGCAGCGAAGCGACCCCAAACCAUAACAUUUCCACCACCGUGCUUCACAUUCGGUAUGAGGUGCUUCUCCUGAAAAGCUGUCUUUUCUCUGCGCCAAACAUAUCUGCUGUUACUGUGGCCAAACAACUCUAUCUUCGAGCCAUCUGUCCAGAGAACAUUAUUCCAAAAGGUCACAUUUGUACAAUCUCUUUCUGAUUGUAGCAGCAUGCACUUUGACACUAGCAGUUGCAAGAUUUACUAGCAGAUCCUGUGAUGAAAUGUUGGGGUUCUUGGAGACUUCUUUUUGCAUCAGACGGUAUGCUCUUGGGCUGAAUUGGCCGGGAUGGCCAGUCGUUUGAAAUCUGCGUUAUUUGUAGAUAAUUUUCCUUACUGUUGAAUGAUGUAUUUCAAAUAAUUUGGAGAUCUUUUUAAAUCCCUUGCCAGACUCAUUCAUAGGCAUCCACAACCAUUUUUUCUGAAGGCCUUAAAGAACCCUUUAGGUCUUGGCAUGAUGACACGACACACAAAUAUUUUGAGCAUUAAACACAUAUGGAUAGUGCAUUUGUGGUCAAAAGUAUGUGGACACCUAUACGAGCUUGUCGGACAUCCCAAUCCCCAAACCAUAGACGUUAAUCCGGCGUCCUGUAGAAAGUCACUCAGCUCUUCAGUACGACCCAUUCCGCUGCCAAUCAUUAGGAGGCGUGUCCACAUACUUUUGGUGAUUUUAUGUUGAGUGCAAUGCAAUGUUUCGUUUGUUUGACUUGACUUGAGGGAAGAAAUGGGAGGAAAUAGCUUAAGAUUCUACUACAAUUAUGUAUGAGAUAAUAUAUUAGUAUAUUAUAUUUUUACAGCAUAUUUAAACCUCAAAUAUUAUUCCUUCAACAUUAGACAAUUGUAUUGUAUUUUUCUCCACACAUCAGUAAGAAUAUGAAAUAUGUUUUCUGGAAAAUACCGGGUUACAGAAUACUUGUCCAACAUCCCUGCCAGAGUAUGAGUGUAAAACUUCCUAAAUGUUUUAUAGUGAUAAAUAGCAGAAAAUAUGAUGCUUCAUUACAAAAUGUGACUCGGCGCUGAUUUAUGGUUUAUGCAUUAUUUAUAAGAAUCUGUAUGAUUUCAGAACUUUUUUUUGCUUCUCACAUUUUUUUUAAUGGCUUUUUGGCAGCUGCGUGUUGUCACAGUGAUAUUUCACACGGUUUUAGUCAAAGACUUUCAUCUGUUACUUGUACUGCGCGAUGCUUAUUACUUCUCACUGGAUCUUUUUCAUUUUCAUGAUUUCUCAUGAAUCGAUGUGAAUCAAUGUACCCAAAGAUCACUGCACGUCCCAGGCUCAAAAAACGAUCAUUAAUAUUGACAAUCAUGCAUUUCACACUAAGAUACUAUAUUAUUGUAUAGAAAAUAAAUAAGAAAUUAAAUGACUUCUUCUUGUCUUUCAGCGCUGAUACAAAGAAUGUGCGUGAUUAUCAGUGUACUCUGGCAAAGCUCUGUUUUAUUUGUUGGGUUUUUUUUUUUUUUUUUUUUUUUUAAACUUUACAUUGAUAAGAAAUAUUUUAUGGAUUUUGUACUCUGUGUAACUGGAUCCUUUCUUAAUAAAUAAGUGUUGUACAAA